Messenger RNA from Zasmidium cellare ATCC 36951, 3402 nucleotides. RefSeq lists its product as uncharacterized. The coding region runs from base 1 to 3402 and encodes 1133 amino acids. Lineage: Eukaryota; Fungi; Ascomycota; Dothideomycetes; Mycosphaerellales; Mycosphaerellaceae. The record is from RefSeq and is a predicted model, not a curated record. Gene Ontology annotation, molecular function: zinc ion binding; sequence-specific DNA binding. Gene Ontology annotation, biological process: silent mating-type cassette heterochromatin formation; rDNA heterochromatin formation; regulation of transcription by RNA polymerase II. The transcript has 2 exons.
AUGGAUUUUGGCGAUGGCGGCGAUGGCGGCUCGCUCGAAGGCAUACCCACGCGUCCCAUGCGGGUCAAGGUCCUCUACACCUUCGAUGCUGAGAAUAAGACACAAUGCUUGGCACGUCUUCAGGAUACUAUGAACAUCCCCGUUGUGGCGGUCGACGAACAGUCUCAAGUCGGUGUAAUAGACUUGCAGCAGUGCAUCCAGGCUAUGCUAUCCGCGUCUCCCGAGAUCCUGUCGAAACUUGAGACUGGCGACUUCACUGUCUACAACUUCGACUUCACAGAACACGAUGCCCCUCUCGUCGGCCAGGGCAGGCUAUCGUCGCUCCUCGACGGAUCUAGUGGUCAGGGAAAGACGAACAUCAUCGGACGCGUUUGCAAGAAUAUCCAAGCUUUGUUCAGCGGUGGUGUCAAGGAGAUUCUGGAAGUCAAAUUCAGGUUGACACCGCUGUCAAGACCGUCCCAAGGAGAGUACGGAAGGAGUACGGAAGCCUUGCGAAGCAGUAGUCCUGCAACGUCUUCAGGCUUCGAUCCAAACGCAUGGAACGGUGCAAUGCAGCAAAACAAGGUUACGCAGCAGUCGAACGAUUACUUCAACUUUGAUGCGAUGGCUACUGGUGGCGACGAUGGAGCAGUGUUGCUGGAAGACAUGUUCGGCAUGGCAUCCGGCGCCACAGGGGAUGUCAGCGGAAUUCAGCAGCCAAGUGGUGUGGGAGUCCCAGAGACCCCGACAGACUCAGUCUUCGCAUACAACCCCGCCUUUUCCGCCCAAUCUCACAGCGCCCCAGGCAGCCGAGCUGGAAGCCCAAUAAUGCGUCCUGGAUCCAGCACUCACAACGAGCAAAUACGUCAUCACAGCUUCUCUACACAACCUCCAAACUUCGCGGAUCAAAAUCGGCCCGGUUCACGUGCAAGUGUGCGAAGUGAAACUAACACCUCGCGGCAGCCUUACCCCUUUCCACCACAACCCCAACAACAGCACAUCCAACCCCAGAAUGAAGUACACUACAAUGAAGACGGUCAACCACGCAAGCGCGCAAAGGUCAUCCAAACUGAUUGGCGCGGCAAAUCGUCUUUUGGUAGCAAGUCAGCAGACCUUCGCGUUACUGCCGCGACAGCCUCAUCAAUGCACAUGCACCGACCCAUUGCAAAGCGAUCUACUGGACCAGGAGCUGACUUGGAACCUCCACCUCGUGUGCCAACGCCUGUGCCCCAGCGCACUCUCCAUCCACGCCAACGCUCACUCCAACCGGUCCCGCAGCGAAGCAUGCUGAGACAGGCAUCGAUGGCAGACUCUGACUUUGGCUCGGAUAUUGAGCCGUUUUCCGAUACUAUGACCUCUCCUGAAGGUAGCUCUCCAGCAAAUAGCAUCACUGCAGAUGGUACCCCUAUGGACAUCCCAUCGUCGCCGCCUCUUGUACCUGGCUUCAAUCAACCUGCUCCAAGUAGCCCUGGCUUGCCGACUUUGCCGCCUGCUCGAAUGGCUGAUAGUGGAUACAUGAGUGAGCGUGGGUUCAACAGCGGCAACGUGAUGGAGAGCUUGGAAGAUGAUGAAAACCGCAGCCCAGAUGCGGAUGACAUGGAGGUGGCUGCUCAUUAUAGAUCACGCCAUCACCGACAAGAGGCCUUCUUUAAGACGGAAGGAUCCGUAGCGGGUGAUUUGCCUUAUUCUAUGGACGGUCUGCCCCAGAGCGAUAUCGACGCCAAAAGCCACGGCCAAACGCCUCAGCCAGAUGCGAAUGCAUCAAGACGUGGUUCUCUUGCGUUGCCGUUCAAACCACCACCACGAGCGAGCUCUCAAGCCCAAGUCUCCAAAGCACCAGCGAAACCACCAAGGCAACCACUUCACCGAUCCCACACGACUUCGAAUGCUUCUGAAGCUGGCUCACCUGCCCCUAGCGACACUGAAGGCAAGCCUCGAGGCGCCUAUCGGCAAGGGCCUCGUCGAAAAAUCAUCGAGCAGCGCCUCCAGGAGUCGAUCGCUCGUGGUGAGUCGCCUGUAUUUUGCGUACACUGUGGUGCCAUUGAGACACCCACAUGGCGCAAGAUGUACGUCAAGGAAGUCGAUGGGAAGCCUGGCCCACUGGACGAAGUUGAGGGCGAGGGCGAGACCAUCGGCAUCGAGAACAUGGAGAAGGAUGAAGAUGGCGAAGUCAUCAAAUUCCGCAUUCGCAAGAGCGUCAAGGCUAAACAAGAUUCCGAAUUCGUCGCCGGCUUCGAGCAGGUGAUUGUCUGCAAUCCAUGUGGCCUCUGGUUCAAGAAAUUCCGAAGCAUGCGUCCCUCAGAUCGAUGGCACCGAAAGCCGUCUGCAAGGAAGUCCAGAAAGCCAAAGGGCGAUGACAACCUCGCAACAGACGGGGCGGAGCCGCAAUCAGAAGCUUUCUUCACAGAUCAAAUUGCUCCAGAGGACGCGGUUGAAGAUAGCAAUUCGGCCGACGACACUCAGAAGGAUAACACUACUCUAUCUCAGCGCAAUUUGGCCCCACUACGACCACGUGCCAACAGCGUACAGCCGCAGCCAGCGCGCAGAACGAGUGACAACAUCAACGCUGGCCAGGUACGACGGAAUGCCGCGAUGAGUAGGGACGUUCAGUCCAGCCCUGUCCGAACACAAGGUUCACAAGACAGUCCGAUCGAGCUCGAUCUGACUCCUCAACCAACUCGACGACUCCUCUUUCCUUCGCCGCGGCAGGCAGGUGAAACGAAGAGCCUUGAAGAUGGUGCCAACCGCGGGUCGGCUUCUCCCAAAGCCAAUGCUUCUGGUGAGAAACCUUCUCUGAAGGUUGUCGGAGUUGUUGAAGAGACCACUGUUAACGUUAAUGUCUUUGAGGCUUUCACUUCAGACAAGGAGAAUAUGGCACCACCUCUCAACGAUACCGAUGAUCUCUCACACCUGUUCGAGGGCUCGCCUGGCGCCCUUUUCAAGACACCGCUUCGCAAAACGCCUUCGAAGAAUGCGUUCAACCCUACCAACGACCUGUUGAAGACGCCAACACAAUCGAGCCGCAAGCGAAAGCCGUUAACGCCCAGCCAGAAUGCUGCCAACAAUGCAGACAUGAACGGCGAAAGUCUCCUGACUUCGCCAUCUCAAUCGCGAUACUUUUUACGCUCGACGCCCAGCAGGCUGGAGAGAACACCCGGCGGCCGCAGCGUCAGCGGUGGCAACCAGCUACCAGGCGACGGUAUCUCUCCAUUCUCUCGACAUAUCGCCCAGAUGUUGAGUGACGCCAACGGCAUGGGCGAAGCGUUCACCAGUCCCAGCCGACAGUACGACUUCAGCGACAUGCCCACCUUCACGACGCCGGGGCGAGACCAGGUGGAUUGGAAAGGACUGGACGAGAUCUUGAAUAGUGACUUUGCUAAUUACGAUGAAAACGGUGGACAUGUGGACGGCCAGCAGUCCUAG